AAUCAUGCUUGCUUUUUAAUUAUCGCAAACUAAAAGAAAAAAAAAAGAAUUAAAGAGAAUUCGAGGAGUUUGAUGAUGAAAAGAGUAUAGUGUUAUAGGCGUAUUACUUAUUUAAACUAAACAUGAAGCAUACGAAUUCAAAAUGGUGUGCGUAGAUCGAAGUAUAUGUGACCGACUUAUAUUAAAUUUGAAGCUUUGGUUUUAGUUUUACGUUGUUUUUCAUCUGCAUUGGCAUUAUCAUUUAUUAAUUUAUUUAAAAACUUUUCAGAAAUCAGAGUACAUGUUACUUAAUCAGCAAAUCAUUAGUUUGAUUGGCAAACCAUUACAGCACACAUAAUAAUUAUUAACAUACUACAUAAGCUGAAUCAAAAAGUCAAAAUUAUUAAUAGAAGAAUACAACGCUAAAGAAGUAAAAAAAAACAAAGCCAAAGUGGCUUCACAACUCAUAAACUAUCAUAAACACUUUUAUUUUUAUUUUUGAACAAAAACCUUGCUGUCUUCUUACCUCACCACUGCUUAGCUACAAUUAAAAUUUAGUUGAGUUUAGCUUAAAUAUUUUAAUUUAAUUAGUUAUUUUCUUGUAAUAAAUAGUGAGUGUCUGGACAAAUUGAGUUUGAGACAGGCUGAGUCAAGUGUCAAAAGUGGAAAGGAAGAAAUUACCAUGGAUAUAAAAUUCAUUAGCCUAUUUUCAUGCCAUUUAAUAGCUCAUUUUCAAUUUUUUAAUGCGAUUUUUAAAACUCUUAAAUUACAAACUAAUUACAGUAUUCUAUUUGUAUAGUCAGUCAAUAGAGAAUAUGUCCUAUUUCCCCCUGAGUGCUCUGUAAACUGUUGCCAAGUGUGAAUAAGGCGCAUCAAAUUGACUAUUAAGACUUAAAGAAAAAAUCACAAUGGAUGCUAGCAUACGAAAAUUAAUUGCCAAAGCUGGCAGCCACCCAGGUAUUUACUAUAAUUCUAAUAUUAUAAUUGAUAAUAAUAUCUAGACAAGUGGUUCUCAACCUUAUUUUGUUCAUGGCACACUAUCCUAUGACAAAGUAGUGAGCUCUAACUGCACCCUAACACAGGAAAACAAGUUAGCAACAAUUUGAGAUGGGACUUAUAUACAAGUUGGUAACCACGUGAGGGCUUUGGCCUAGGGUAUGCACAGUUUGCCUUCAACCCUCAGUUGUUUUUAGGCUUAUAAUUGUAAUGCAAUUAGCCAAGAUAAUAUUGAGUAAAAUUAUUUCAAUACCAGCAAUAUCACAAAGACUCAGAAGUUUCCUGUACACCAAGCUAAUUUUAUGGUACAGUAUUGUGCUGCUGCACACCUUUUGAGAACCACUCAUCUAGAAAUUCUAAUAUCCAGUACUAUUAGAUUAUCCAUAAUUUAAUUAAUUUAAAGAUGAAAAAUUAAUUAAGAUUCAAUCUUAGACUAGAGUAGAGGCUACAAGAGAAUGAAAAAUUAUGCUUAGCCUAUAAAUUUUUAAUCUAAGUCAUAUGACUUAAAAAUUCUGCUCUUUUUACUUUUAUAAUUUAUUUUCUACUAAACAUGAUUAUUGAGAUAUAUCAUUAUCACAAUCUGUUAUUACUAUCAAUAUUAAUUAUUAGCCAUAAAAGAUGUCUUUUCUUUGAAUGUGGAGAAACAUUUAAAUUUUCUAACAUUGAGUUAGGUAUAUGUAGACAACAUAAUUUUUGAGAUAGAGAUAAUACAUAUAGAUUUAACUGUUUUUGUUAUUACUGGAUAUUGUUAUACUUUAGUCAUAGUAAAUCACUACUUAUUCUAAGUAAGUGAAAGUUUAUAAAGUCUACUGGCUUUGCCCUGCAAUGUUUUAAUGUAAAAUGGUUUAAUUUUGUUUUAAAAUUUAUAUUGUACCAAAAAUGUGCUUACCAAGUUACUUAUUAUUUGAUUAGCCAACAAUUUCAUUUAUCCUGUGAAAUUAAAUAAUUUUUAAAAAAUACAGUAAAUUUAUUUAGAAUGUUUCAUUUUUACAGUGGGUGAAAAGAAUCCUGAACUUCAACAGGCAUUUAGCCUAUUGAGAAGUGUUGCAGAAUCAAGACCAGUUAUUGAUGCACCUGAAGCUUUUGGACAAGACCUUUAUGUUUUAUGUGCUGAACUUGCUCUUCAGGUUGGAAAUAAUCUUUAUGUUUCAAGCCUAGUCUUAGUUUUACAGUCAUUGAUGAUUUUUUAUGACAUCUUUAGAUUUAUUUUCAAAUUUUUGCCUUACCUGAAUAAUUAAUUAGAUUUUAGCUAAACAUUCUAAAUAAAUGUAACAAAAAUUUAUAGAACAUAUAUACAUGGCAUUCUUCAUACGCAUAAAUAAUAAUCCUUUGUUAUAUAUUAUUUAUUUUAAAAUUUAAAAUCUACAGCAUGGACAUUUAGAAAUGGCUAAAGAGUGCUUAAAAAUGUUUUCAAUGAAGCAGCCAGCUGCAAAUCAAUUUCUUUGUCGUGCCUACCUCUGCCAUGCUCAAUUACUUGCUCCUAAAGAUUCUAAUGACUUAGUGAGUACUAUCAGGGCUGGGCUGAUCUUUAUUUUAAUAAACAUAAAUAAUAAUAAAUACAUAUAGCCUAUAUAUAAUGUAAGAUAAAAAACAUCUCAUCAUCAUGUCAUGAAAUUCAAUUGAUGAAAUAAUGUUUUUUAAAUAGUCAAUUAAACAGUUAAUCAGAGCCAAUAAAGUUUAAUCUCCAAACUAAGUUAAGCUUCUGAUUAAUUUUAAAUUUCCAACAUAAUAUUAAAAUUAGUGAAAUGAUAAAAAAACAUUUUUGAUUAAGCAUAAAGGAUAAAGCUCUUUAACUAACAGGAAAAACUGGAGAAGGCUAUGGUAUAUGUCACAAAAGCUAUUUCCUUUGCAAAGAACAACCCAAGGUAGGGUACAAGAAUUACAUAAUUUAACUAGUUAUUUCAUUAAUAUAAUUAUAAUUUAGCAGCCAAAACUGCAACUCCAGGAUCAGACUCAUAAGUCAAUAGUUAGUUGUAAAACAAACCCAGAAGCUACAGUAUCAUCUCAUGAAGAUUGGCAGAUGCCAAUAUGGACAUAAUUGUACAAAAACACUCCUUUUUUGCAUAUUUUGAUAUAGAUCAUCAGAAUGAACUUAAGUGGUCAUUUUACAGUAGGUUUAAUAUAAAGCUGUACAGUUGAAUGUAUUUAUAGCAUUAUAAUAUUGCCUCGCGACAUUUUAAAAUUAAUUUUAGUUUUCAUUGUAUUUAUAAAUGUGCUUUGCUAUUUCUUAAAUAUCAUUUUUAUUCUUAGAUAUCACUUUUUGGUCUACAACUCAUCAGUGAUUUACUGGCAACUUUCACGUCCAUUUCUGAAACCUGGAUAUCGUCAAUACUUGGUCCACAGUCUUCAUCAGGUGGUUAAAGCUCUAGAUGAAAUUGAAGACAAAGAUUUUGAAUGGCGUGCCCAGCUAAUGAUGUAAGAAAUAUGUCAAAUAUUUUAAAAUAUUUUAAAUUUACAACUGAAUCUACAGCCAUGUUAUUAUACAUCUUUAAUGUUGUCGGAAUUAUACUUGAAUUUAUUAUGUGAAAUGUGAAAAAUUAUGUUAUUAAUUUUCAAAUUGCUAUUGAUAAAUUUAACAAAAUCAAGUAUUAAAACCAUAUCUAAUAUCUCUGGUUCCAUAGUUUCUAUUAAUUUCACACAAACACUAGCAAUUAGAGGUUUAUAUGUGGGUAAGAAGUAGAAAAACAAAUCGUUUUUAGGUGAUGGGGGCAUAACAGUAAUUCUAUAUAUUGGAGAAGAAUUUGUCAUCAUGUAUUAAAAUACAUAAAUAUGAAUGCUCUAAUGAUUGGCAGAUCACUGAUAGAAUGUCACAUUGAUGCUAACCGCCGAAGUGAUGCUGCAAAUGUAGCCACAGCAGCUGCUUCAUUUAUCAAAACUAAUGUACCAACUCUAUACAAGAAAUUAUUUGGUCUCAUGGUAGUGUAUAAAUAGUGAUAUGAUUGGUAAUUUUGCUCCAACAAUAAUUGAAAAAAAAAGUGGAAAUGCAUAAUGUUAUUGAAGAAAUCAAUUUUUAAAAAAAGAAGUAAAUCAGUCAAGGUAAAAAAAAAAUAUAUAUAUAAUAAUCUAAAUUAUCUAAUUAAUAAUUUCUUUCAAAAUUACAGUCUAAUGUAAUUUUAUUAGCAUGUAACAAAGUAAAUUUAUAAUUAUUUAAAAGUAUCUUUAAAAUUUUUGUAAAAUGUUAUACAUUUUAGCCAUCCUAUUUAACCCAAGGAUCCAUCUUAACAUAAUACUAAUUAUGCUUCCAGGUUAGAUAUCAACUGUGUGACUUAACAAAAAUCCAGAAAGAAACUAAGUCUUCCCCUGAACUAAAUGCCUUUUACAAGAUCUGCAAACUAAAGAAGUAGGUCUUACAAACUUUAAAUGGUGUCUUUCUUGUAUGUUUUGUGUGUAAAAGUGUAUCUGCUGAUUGUAUAUAUUAAUAAUUUGACUCCCAUAAUUCAUCAUCUAAAAAAUGUAAUAUAUUUAAACCAAAACACAACAACACACAUUUAAAAUAAAUUUGUAUUUAAGGAAAUAUAAAAAACUCAGUAAUUUAUUUUGGGUGCUGAUAGUAUCACAGAGAUUUCAAAAUUUGUUAAAUUAAUAACCACCAAAAAGUGUUCACAGUCAGAUUCAUCCAGUGUAGCCAGGAGCUGCUCCCAGACAAGUUAUGUGCAACCGUCAACCUAAUUUCAUCAACAUUUUUAAUGUAGCUAUUUGUGAACUUAAAUGUUAUGUAUUUUUAAGAAAAAAAAUUGAAUGUAUUCCUUGAGAAUUCUAAAAAUUUCUAAAUGUGAUUCUUUAAAAAAAUGAGGGUCAGUAUCUCUCCAGGCCUACCAGGAUCAUUUGAGGGAAGUUAUUGCAUUUAAAAAGUGACCAGGCAGGUCCAUUAUCUGGACCAGGCAUGUCCAUUACCUGUCAAGUUUCUCAGGAAUAUGUUAAGAUGAAACUGAAUACAAGAGAUUACCAUAUUAUACCGUUGACAGCAAAGUAAAGUAACAGUUUGAAAGCAGAAAAAAAUAAUAAAAGAAUGGAGGGUAUCAUUAUCCUAUUAGCUAUAUGUCAAUAAAUUUGUGUGCUUUUUAUGACAAUCUUUUCUGAAAAAUGACACAGUUGUGAACAUGAACUCUCUGAAACUGCCCCAUCCCUGAAACUAUACACUCCCCUAAACUGCCCCAUCCCUGAAACUAUACACUCCCCUAAACUGCCCCAUCCCUGAAACUAUACACUUCCCUAAACUGCCCCAUCCCUGAAACUGCCAAGGUGCUGUAACAAGAAAUAUUUUAAUUUAAUCAUUCAUAAAUGCUACCUUUUCAUUUUCAUUCUUUUAGCUUCAACAAUUUAAUUUGAUUUCAAAUUUAAUUAAAUCAUUCAAGUUUGUUUCUAAUAACAACUGAGACAAAUCAUCCUGUCUUUUUGCAUGCUUUCUUUAGUUUGUUAAAUCCUCCAGUGGAUCUUUUUGUUGAAGAAAUUUCUGCAAGUCCUCCCUCUGAGCAAGAAAUGUCAUUAGAGGAACAAACUUUUCAAAGUUCUACGUAAACAUUGUGAAACCUUACCAAAAAAAUUUAUUAAUUCUAUUUGGCUUUCUUAGUUUUAUUUUCAAUUUUCUCUAAAAUUAAAUUAACGUUAAAAUUUUAACAAUAGUUGAUACUUUACUUUUAAAAGAAAAUAUAAAAGCAUACUUUCUUUUAUUUUUACUAAAGGAAAAUGGGCUUCAUUUCAUAUAUGCUCUUAUCUAAUACAAUUGUUGAAAAUUAAUGAUGAAACGCUUGAUAUAUAUAUGAAAGGUUUAAUACAUAUACUGACUUAUGCCUUAAGUUAAACUUUUCUUUUUAUAAAUCUUUUCAGAUCAAAUUUGAUCUGUUUCUUUAAAAAUGUUUACUCCUUUUUAAAAAUUAUUAUUAUAACUUAAAAUCAAUGCAUAUUAUAUAAAUUAACAUGAUCUUUUUAUUUCAGUAGCUCUCAAAUUAAUGUUAAUAAAAAAAAGGGGAUUAAUAUUGAUAUAUUUUCCACUUUCUUGGUUAUGAAUGUAGGCCUAAGGGUGCUGGGUCCAUCCAUUAACAACAUCACACUAUUUUGCCCAAUUUUAAUAUAAAUUAACAUGAUUUUUUUAUUUCAGUAGCUCUCAAAUUAAUCUUAAUAAAAAACGGUAUUCAUAUUGAUAUAUUUUCCACUUUCUUGGUUAUGAAUGUAGGCUUAAGGGUGCAGGGUCCAUCCAUUGACAACAUCACACUAUUUUGGCCAAUUUUGCCCCCGCAACCCCCUUUUCUUCCCACAUCAUCACAAAUUUGUCAAACAAUAUAGAUAGAUGUACAAAUGUAUACCCUUAACUUAAGUUAACUUUUUUUCAAAUAUAAUAAAUGGAUUAUUGUUUUAAAAGCACAGAAUAAUAAUAUUUUUGUACACAAACUUCUCUAAAUAUCUUUGAUAAAUCUGAAAUUAUAAUUUGUAAAUCCUAUUUUAAUGUAUUCAAAUAGUUAGUAAAAUAGUUAACAAUGCAUUUAAAAUCAGAGAGCAUAUGACAAUUAUAUAAAUAUAUUUUAAUUUAAUUUCAUUAGUUUUUUCCAUCUAUAAAAUGAAGGGUUAAAACACCAUAUACCUUCAAAUUUCUGUAAAAAAAAAAAAAAUCAAUUAAAAUUACUUUUCAAACUUCAGCAUUCUGGAACAAGAGGAAGUUAUUACAGAUUACUCCACUGAGAUUGAAAGCAUUUUGAAUCUGUUAGAUAAUGCAAAAUCACUGGUAGAACCUCCGAAAUCAGAUAUAUUUGUAUCGAAACCUGAGAGGCGCAAAAGUGAAUUGUGAGUAAUUGCCUUGCACUUAUUAAUCUAACAAUUUCUAAAUAUUCUAAUAAGAAAUUUUAGUUUUGCUUAUUUUUAAUUUCCAUUUCAUUUAGACAAUUAUAUCUUUUUCUAGGCAUUUCACAUAGAUAUGUAGGCAUAUGUUGUUUUUUCUUUUUUUUUUUAUCCCUUUUUUCCAUAGUAGAAAUAGUCAAAUAGGCCUAUGUAAUUUUGGCAAUAAUUUGCUGACUUGAACCCUAUGUGUUCAAUUAUUUAAUGUAAACAUAAAUUUAGAGGUUCAAUUAAAAUUAAAAUUUUAUAAUCUCAUUUAAAGUGGCAGAUCAGAGUUUGAAUAAAACAAAACUACCCAUAUAAUUAUGGUCAAAGGGUUAAGAAUUGAAGAAUUACAACACCAUUUAGGGUGUCCCAUUUGCUUUAAGUUCUCAUAUGUAUUCUGAAUAGAUUGUAGGCUAUAAAGAGUUUUAAGAUUAUUUUAAAUUUUAAGUUCCCAAAUAUUUUGAUUCAAUAUACAUUUUUAUUAAACACCUGAAACAUGGAGUCUCAUGUAAAAGAACAAAUAUAACCAAGGAAGAAAUAAGGUAAAACCUUCGCCAAGAUUCUUCACCCUUUUUGUGCCUUGGACACUUUAGGCAAUCUAUUUGUAUUAACGUUAUACAAAAUGAAUGGCAGAUUCCUGUGCCCUCUAUCCCAGAUUGAGGCACUGACUAGCUGAAAAUAAAUUAAUAAAUUUUGUAGAAAAAAAAAAAAAAGAAAACCUGGAAAUAAUGCCUCUGAUAAUUUUCUUAAAAGUAUGUACUUUUAAAAUAGCAAGUUGUAGCUCUCUUUUAUUUUGGUAUGUCCUGAUUUUUAAUGUGGUAUUACUUGAUUUGGAUUCUUCUCUAAAAUCUACACAAAAAUUUGCUUAUGUGUUUUGUCAUGAUGUAAUGAUUUUAGUUUUGAUUUUUUAAAUGUAAAUUUUUUAUUUUAUAAUUUAAAAAUAAAAAAAGAAUUGACUUAUUAACUCUGAUAAAAACUCUAAUAGGAAAACACCUCCACAAGUAAAGAAGUUUUCAUCAACAAUUUCAGAUAAGUUAGUUACUUUGCCAUUUUAA
Messenger RNA from Lymnaea stagnalis (great pond snail), 7844 nucleotides. Lineage: Eukaryota; Metazoa; Mollusca; Gastropoda; Lymnaeidae. The record is from the annotation of a GenBank genome assembly.